This is a messenger RNA of Malurus melanocephalus (red-backed fairy wren), 2421 nucleotides long. It is a transcript of the gene PBK, whose product is annotated as PDZ binding kinase. Gene Ontology annotation, molecular function: protein kinase activity; ATP binding. The transcript has 6 exons. Gene Ontology annotation, biological process: protein phosphorylation. The coding region runs from base 30 to 806 and encodes 258 amino acids. The record is from RefSeq and is a predicted model, not a curated record. NCBI's taxonomy places the organism in Eukaryota, Metazoa, Chordata, Aves, Passeriformes, Maluridae.
GGAUCGGGAUUGGGAUCGGGAUCGGCUCCAUGGACUCCUUCCAGUCUCCAGUCCCUUCAUCCCGCAAGGACAAAGCGGAUCCCGGCUCCAUGUCCGUCACCAUCCCGGCCUCUCCCUUCAUGCAGAAAUUGGGAUACGGCACCGGAGUCAGCGUCUACCUGAUGAAAAGGUCUCCGCAGGGAUUAUCCCGCUCCCCCUGGGCCGUGAAGAAAAUCUAUUCCGGCUGCAGCCGGAGCCAGCGGAGCCUCUACCAGCAGAGGCUGCAGGAGGAGGCCAAAACACUCCGGAAUCUGCAGCAUCCCAACAUCGUGGGUCAGCACGGGGACAUCAAAUCCCCCAACGUGGUGGUCAAAGGCGCCUUCGAGUCGGUGAAAAUCUGCGACGUGGGAAUGUCGCUGCCCCUGGAUGAGAACCUGACAGUGAGCGACCCCGAGCUGUGUUACGUGGGCACGGAGCCCUGGAAGCCGCGGGAGGCGCUGGAGCCGGGCGGGAUCAUCUCGGACCGAUCCGACAUCUUCGCCUUCGGCCUCACCCUSUGGGAAAUGCUGACCCUGAGCAUCCCCCACCUGCGCCAGCUGGACAUGGACACGGACACAGAGGGCUCCUUCUCUGAGGAUUCCUUCGAUGAGGAUUCCUACUACGCCGCUCUGGGCACGCGGCCGCCGCUGCCCGCGGAGCUGCUGGCUCCGUCCCACGGCUCCAUCGUGGAGCUCUUCUCCGUCUGCACGGCGGAGCUCCCCGCCAAGCGCCCCCCGGCCGCGCGCAUCGUGGAGGUGCUGGAGCAAUCGCAGCCCUGCCCCCAGUGACAUCCCAAAUUUUGGGGUUGGAUUUUUGCCUUGGAAUUCCGUUUUCCAUUUUUUUUUUGGGAUAGUUUUACCUGUUUUAGGGUUGGAUUUUCACCUUGAAAUCGAUUAUUCCUUUCUUUUUUUGGGAUGGUUUUCCCUGGUUCAGGUCAGAUUUUCACUCUAUGGGGUUAAAUCCGCUUUUUUAAAGUCAGAUUUUCCCUGGUUUGGGGUUGGAUUUUCACCUUGGAAUCCAUUUUCCAUUUUUUUUGGGAUGGUUUUACCUGGUUUAGGUCAGAUUUUCACUCUAUGGGGUUAGAUUUUUCCUCUUUUUUAAAGUCGGAUUUUUCCUGGUUUUGGGGCUGGAUUUUCCCUCAUUUUGUACGUUGGAUUUUCCCUCAUUUUUCAGCUGGAUUUUCCCUCUUUUCGGGGUUGGGUUUUUCCCUCCCUCUCUUUUUAGACUGAAUUUUCCUUCAUUUUUUAUGUUGAAUUGUCUCUCAUUUUUCAGUCGGAUUUUCCCUCUAUGGGGUUACAUUUUUCCUCUUUUUUAAAGUCGGAUUUUCUUUGGUUUUGGGGCUGGAUUUUCCCUCGUUUUUUAGGUUGAAUUUCCCCUCAUUUUUUACGUUGAAUUUUCUCUCAUUCCUCAGUUGGAUUUUCUUUCUUUUUGGGGUUGAAUUUUUCCCUCUCUCUCUUUUUAUGUUGAAUUUUCUCUCAUUUCUCAGUCAAACUUUCCCUCUUAGGGGUAAAUUUUUCCUCCUUUUUAAAGUCAGAUUUUCCCUGGUYUUGGGGCUGGAUUUUCCCUCUUUUCUGGGAAGGAUUUUCCCUUUUUUUGGGGUUGCAUUUUCCCAAGUUUUUACUAUUAUUUCUCCUCUUUUUAAGGAUUGGGUUUUCCCUCCUUUAGGGAAUCCCAUUCUUUCGGUUGGGUUUUCCCUUUUUCGGUUUAAUUUUCCCUUUUUUAGGUCAGAUUUUCCCUCCGUUUGGGUUGAAUUUUCUUUUGGUUUGGAUUUUCCCAAGUUUUUUGGGCUGGAUUUUCUCUCUCUUUUAGGUUGGAUUUUCCCUAUUUUUUUUGGAGUUGAUUUUCCUGAGUUUUUAGCUCAGCUUUUCCCUUUAUUUGGGUUGAAUUUUCAUUUUUUUGGGGAUGGAUUUCCCCCUCUUCUUGGGGAUGGAUUUUCCCAAGUUUUUAGGUUGAACUUUCCCUGUUUUUUGGGAUGSAUUUUCCCUCUCAUUUGGUUUGGUUUUCCCAAGUUUUUUGGGCUGGAUUUUCCCUCUCUUUUAUGUUGGAUUUUCCUUUUUUUGUGUUUAAUUUUCCCUUUUUUAAGUUGAAUCUUUUAUUAAGUUGAAUCUUUUAUCUUUUUUUGGGCUGGAUUUUCCCUCUUUUAGGUUGGAUUCUCCCUCAUUUUGAGUUGGAUUUUCCCUUUUUGGGGUUGAAUUUUUUAUCUUUUUUUGGGCUGGAUUUUCCCUCAUUCAGGUUGGAUUUUCCCAAAUUUUUAGAUUGAAUUUUCCAUCUUUUUUUUGGAUGGGUUUUCCCCUCUUUUAGGUUGGAUUUUCCCUUAUUUUGGGCUGGAUUUUCCCUUUUUGGGUUGAGUUUUCCCAAGUUUUUAGGUUGAAUUUUCCAUCUUUUUUGGGGUGGAUUUUCCCA